AUGAAACCUUACCAAACUCCAAAUUCUGGUCAUUCUCGUUAAGGUAGUUUAAGAGUGUAACGACAACCUUUGGCUGUAAUAAACAAUUGUCCAGAAUUUUCUUAAUGUGCAAAUUACCUAUAAUAGAAAGUUUAGGGUUUAGAAAUGAGAGUUAAGAACCUUAAUAGUUAACAUGCUGAUAGAACAGAAAAUCGAUCAACAACAGCAUAAAAAAAUGAUGCAUCUUUAUCACCAUUUAUAAGGUAGAAAAAACCAUGCAGUUCAAAUUAGAAAGUUGAUUCUUAAAGUUACUAUGAAGCCAUCAUUAAUAAACGAUUAGAAAACAUUAGUAAAUUAGAUCAAUCUCCAGUGCAUAUCAAAACUGAUAAUAUUGUGACUCAAUAAGAUAAAUAUUCAAUACAUAGUUAAUUAUCUAAUAUAGGUCAAUAACACUCGGGAAAAUUGCAUUUUAAUAGUAUUGGAAGAAUUUAGCAAUUAACUAAAAAAUUAAGAAAAUUUAAAAUGAUUAAAGAUCAAAAUUAAGAUGAAUGUGCUCCCUCUUUAGCUAAAAUUAAAUGUUUUUGCUAAGAAUAUUAUAAUGAUUGUUUCGAUUUCUAUAGAUGUACUGAUUUGAUUGCCUUAAAAUAUUUUAUCUAUUUACUAGUUUAAGAAAUCAAUAAUCUUUAUAGUUAAGAUGCUUUUAAAAUGGCAGAUAAUUCUAUGUAAUAUCAAUAGUAAAUUGAAAUGCUAAAAGAGUAAUUGGAUAACUAAAAAAGUGAUCAAAUGACUUUUUAAAACUAAUUAAAAUUGUAAAAAAUGGUUGUGGAUACUUAAAAACUAAUAUAAGAUAUUAUUAAUGUUUUAUAAUCAAAACAUAAUUAGAGUACAUUGAUUAAUUAAGUUGAAGUGUUAAAUAACUAAAUGAAAAGUAUAAAAGAUAGUAUGUCAACAAAUUAACUAUAAAAUCAAAAUGCUACUUCAUUUGGAUAGUAAUUGGCAAAAUGUGGUAUCGAUAUAAAUUAUCAAUAAAGAGCAACAAAUGAUACUUCAGCAGUAAAUUAAUCUAAUUUUAAGACUUAAACAGUUGAUGAAAGAAAUUAAACAUAAUUUAGUUCUAAAUCAAAGUCUCCUUAUAAUAGAAAUCAUUAGAAUAUAAAUUUUGAUUUAGAUUAAUAAGUUGAUUUGAAUAAAAAGUUAUUAGAUGAAUAAGUUGUAACUAAUAGAUAACUAAUGGAAAAAGUGUUUAAAUUACAAAACGAAAAAUAAUAGAUUGAUUAGAUAUUGAAAUAAGUAUAAGAAGAAUUAAAAUAAAAAAAUUAAGGAAUACUAGAAUUAGAAAAUAAUUUAUAGAAAGAAAACUUAAUACUUGAUUAAUUGAAUUAAAAUCUAGAAGAAACAGUUUAAUAAAAUUAAGAAUUAUAAAAGGAUAAUGUUAAUUUGAAAGAAACCAUUGAAUAAUACAAGAAGUUAGAAUAAAAGUAUUAUGAAUAGUUAUAAGAAAAUAAUAACUAAUUCUAAUAAUUAAAUUAGGUUUAAAAAGAAAAUGUAUCUUUAUAGAAAGUUUAAUAAUAAGUAGAGGUAUUUGAGUAGAUUUAUAGUAGGCUGAAUGUAAAGGCUAUUAAUAAUAAAUUUUAAAAUUAUAAGAAAAGUGUUAAGCACAAUAGGCUUAAUUAUAAGAUUAAAAUGAUGUGAAAUAUCUAUAAUAGUAAAUAAAUGAAUUAUUAUAAUAAUAAUAAGAGCAGAGUAAAAUAAUAGUAAUAAAUAAAUGAGUAUUAAAUUAGACGUUAAUUACUGAUGAAGCAUUGUAUUUAGGAUAGAUGACAAUUUAUGCUAGUGAUAUACUAUCUAGAUAACCUACAGAUGGAAUUCCUACAACUCUUGUAAUGUUAUAGAAAGACUUAAAUGGAAAGAGAAGUACAAUUUCAUAGAAAAUGAGUAUUCUUUAAUAAUUUGGAAACAAUAUGAGAAAUUAGCAAAUGAUUUCUCAAAGUAGUUCUAGCUAAUUCAAUGAUAAUGUGGAUUUAUUAGAAAAUCUAUAAAGUGAGGAUUCAUCAAAUAGAUAGAAGAAUUUAUGUAUUUAUUAAGAGACUGCUAACACAGUUAACAAUAAUAUUUAAUCAAAUGAUUUAAUGAUGAUGUUGCUUAUUUAAUGUAAUACUAUAGAGAAAAUGAUAGAACUUUGA
Molecule: messenger RNA, 2162 nt
Organism: Paramecium sonneborni
Lineage: Eukaryota; Ciliophora; Oligohymenophorea; Peniculida; Parameciidae
Source: the annotation of a GenBank genome assembly